Messenger RNA from Lichtheimia ornata, 1638 nucleotides. RefSeq names its product T-complex protein 1, zeta subunit. The coding region runs from base 1 to 1638 and encodes 545 amino acids. The transcript has 6 exons. The record is from RefSeq and is a predicted model, not a curated record. Gene Ontology annotation, biological process: protein folding. NCBI's taxonomy places the organism in Eukaryota, Fungi, Mucoromycota, Mucoromycetes, Mucorales, Lichtheimiaceae. Gene Ontology annotation, molecular function: ATP binding; ATP hydrolysis activity; ATP-dependent protein folding chaperone. Gene Ontology annotation, cellular component: chaperonin-containing T-complex.
AUGAGCUUUAUUCUUAGGGCUUCCUCGGCUUUAAAAGUUAUCAAUCCCAACUCGGAUGUCGCUCGACGCGGUCAGGCUCUACAGCUCAACAUCACUGCUGCCAUUGGUCUUCAAGAUGUAUUACGGUCUAACCUUGGUCCACGAGGCACUAUCAAAAUGCUUGUCGAUGGUGCUGGUGCCAUUAAGCUUACAAAAGAUGGCAAGGUCUUGUUAAAUGAAAUGCAAAUCCAACACCCAACUGCUGCCAUGAUCGCAAAGGCUGCUACCGCUCAAGAUGAAAUCACUGGUGAUGGUACAACAUCCAUUGUUCUUUUGGUUGGUGAACUCUUGAAGCAAGCAGAACGUUAUGUAUCAGAAGGUCUCCAUCCCCGAGUUGUUACUGAAGGUUACGAUAUUGCAAAGAAGGAAGCAUUGAAGUUCCUUGAAGGAUUCAAGACGGUGAAGGAAGAAAUUGAUCGCGAGUUACUCGUAUCGGUUGCUCGUACUUCAUUGCGCACCAAAGUUCACCGAGCUUUGGCAGAUACCUUGACUGAGGCUGUGGUUGACGCUGUCCUUGCUAUUCAACGCGAUAAUGAACCCAUUGAUCUCCAUAUGGUGGAAAUUAUGAAGAUGCAACAUCGAUCAGAGACGGAGUCAAGAUUGGUGCGUGGCCUUGUCCUUGAUCAUGGAGCACGUCAUCCCGAUAUGCCAAAGAAAUUAUCCGAUGCAUUCAUUUUGACUCUUAAUGUCAGUUUGGAAUAUGAAAAGAGUGAAAUCAAUUCUGGCUUUUUCUAUUCUACUCCUGAACAACGUGAGAAGCUGGUUGAGAGUGAACGGAAGCACGUGGAUGACAAGAUCCGCAAAAUUGUCGAUUUCAAGAACACUGUAUGCUCCGGUGAAAAUGCAAACAAGGGCUUCGUUCUCAUCAACCAAAAAGGCAUCGACCCAUUGUCUCUUGAUAUUCUUGCCAAGCACAACAUCUUCGCAUUGCGUCGUGCCAAGAGACGGAAUAUGGAGCGUUUACAACUUGCUUGUGGUGGUGUUGCACAGAAUUCGGUGGAGGACUUGUCUGAGGAUAUUCUAGGCUAUGCUGGUCACGUGUAUGAACACGUGUUGGGCGAGGAAAAAUACACGUUUGUUGAAGAUGUCAAGGAUCCUUAUAGUGUGACCAUCUUGAUCAAGGGCCCCAAUCCACACACCAUUGCCCAGAUCAAUGACGCUGUUCGUGAUGGCCUUAGAGCUGUCAAGAAUGCCAUCGAAGACAAGUCGGUUAUCGCUGGUGCUGGUGCAUUCCAAGUUGCUUGCUCUCAGCAUUUGCAGGAAUUCAAGAAAACAGUCAAGGGUCGGGCAAAGAUGGGUGUUCAAGCAUUUGCAGAUGCUUUGCUCGUUAUUCCCAAGGUGCUUGCUCAAAACGCUGGUUUCGAUGCACAAGACGUUAUCGUUGCCUUGCAAGAAGAACAACAAGAGGGUCAUAUUGUAGGCAUUGACAUCAAAACUGGCGAGACUAUGGAUCCUAAAUUGGAAGGUGUUUGGGACAACUACCGAGUGCAACGCCACAUGCUUCAUUCCGCUUCCGUAAUUGCCAGCAACCUUUUGCUUGUCGACGAAAUGAUGCGUGCCGGAAGAACAUCUCUCAAGGGUCCUGAUGCUAUGGCUUAG